AUGCCGGGUGGGAGGACCAUGGCCGGGGAGCUGAUAACGGCGGGGCUGAAGUCCAAAGCGGGCAGGUCCCAGGGGAGCAGGUUCCAGCCCAGGACUCACGGUGUGGCCUCUCCAAGCUCUGUUUUACUGUCACGGUGGCAGGGAUGGCUGCAGGCGGCCAAGACCCUCCUCCCCUGCGGGUCAGUGAUCAUCAACAGCUGCAGCAGCGCAGCUGAGCAGCUCUGUGACUUUGUCUGCGACUGCAGUGACUGCUCCGACGAGAACCAGUGUGGGUACCUGCGAGGCUCAGCAGUGCUGGGCACCCCCUUCACUUGUGACUUUGAGGACGGUGACUGUGGUUGGCAGGACGUGGGCACCUCAACAUACAGAUGGGUGUGGGGCCGGGCCAACCUGGCCAUGUGGGGCACAGGGCCUCACUCAGACCACACCGUGGGCACCAACCUGGGCUCCUUCUUGGUGACUGUGUCCCCCCCUGCAAAGACUGUGGCCACGGCCUGGCUCAGGUCACCAGAGAUGCAGGAAGCAGCUGCCACAUGUGAGAUCAGAGCCUGGUACCACCUCUCAGGAAGCUGUGAGGGCACCCAAGGGCUCAAUGAGAUGGAGCAGCCAGUGCUGCGCCUGGACGUGGCAUACAGGGACGAGGUGGUGGGGCUGUGGCAGAGCCCUGAGCGCAGCAGCAAGGGCUGGCACCAGCUGGUCGCCUACCCGGGCCGGAGCGGGCAGUUCCAGCUUAUCUUCUCCCUGACACAACCACCUGCCUGCGGGGCAGAGGUGGCACUCGAUGACAUCAUCUUCAGGAACUGUGGCUUGCCAGGGCCCGGGCAGCAGGACUGCGGGGCCCAGGAGAGCCGCUGCGGCCGCGGCUCCUGCGUGGCACAGCACCGCCUCUGCGACGGUACGGACGACUGCGGGGACGGCUCGGACGAGGACACGACACGUUGCAAGUCCUUCACCACCUGCUCCUUUGAGCGUGAUCUCUGCGACUGGGAGGCAGAGCCUGGGCCGCCAUCGUGGGACAGGAACACAAGCCUGAACCUGGGCACCUUGUAUGGUUUCCCCACCCGGGACCACAGCACCAACGCAGGCUGCCCCUUCCCGGUGUCUCCCACAGGGUUUUUCCUUCAUGUGAACAGUGCCCCCAACACGGGGCUCAGCGGCACAGCUCAGCUCAGCAGCCCCACUUUCCGCACCAAUUCCUGCUCUCUCAUGCUAUACUGCCACCUCCAUGGUUCGGCCAACAGUAACCUCAACAUCUUCUAUGUGACCAACUCCACCAAGCAGCUGGAGGAGAGGACAGGGGACAUGGGCAGCUGCUGGUUCCGGGAGAGAGUGGACUUCAGGGUGACAGAGGCCUUCAAGGUGCUGAUCGAGGGGGUAGCUGGCAAUGGGGCUGUGGCCAUCGAUGACCUGAUCCUGUCACCAGGCUGUGUGAAGGAGCAGGUGCCUCUCUCCAUCCUGGGGUGUGUUUCACCAUCAGGGAAGCUCCCAGUCACACUGCCGAGCCAGGCAGGUGCCAGUCCCUGUGCAGCAGGGGAGGUGGCCUGUGACAGCGGGGGCUUCGCCGCAGAGCUGGCCUGUGACUUCAACAAUACGUGCACCGACGGCUCCGAUGAGAAGCACUGCGGGGCAACAACCUUCGAGUCAGGGGCUGGGGGCUGGCACGAUGUCAGUGUGGGGCACCUGCGCUGGGGUCUGCAGAGGCGCACUGAGUCCAACACCUUCCUCACAGUGUUUCUGUGCCCAGGGUCUUUCCUGGCCCUCCAGGAAGGAGAAGGACAGAUGGUGGGUGCUGCAAAGGCACGAACUCCUCUGCUGGGCCCCUCUGGCCCCACCUGCACCAUGGAGAUGAGCUACCACAUCCAGAGUGGCCCCAAGCCAGGCUUCCUCGCUGUCCACAUCCUGGAUCACACCACCGGCACCACGCUGGCCUGGCACACGCAGGGUCGUGGUAUCACAGCCAGGGAACGUGUCCGUGUCCCCCUGGGAGAGAAGCGGCCAUUCCAGGUCGAGCUGCUGGCGCUGGUGGAUCUGCAGGGUUCGGCAAGCAUCGGCGUUGACAACGUGACGUUCGAGCAGUGCUACCUCGGCAUGGUGGCACCCACAGCUGUGGAGCUGACCUGCAGCUUUGAGAGGGACAUGUGCGGCUGGUACCAGGAUCAAUCUAGUGACUUCAAAUGGGUCCACAGCAUGGGGCAGGCAGGCUCUGACCACACCACCGGCUCAGGCUAACUUCUUGUCUGUGGACCCUCUGCACUGUGGAGCCGUGGGCAGCGGGCACAGCUCAAUCACAUCCUCCAGGAUCCUGCUGCUGCCCCACGCUGUCUCUCCUUCUGGUACCUCCUGGCUGGCCCACAGAUUGGCACCCUGAACCUCAAACUGCAGCCAGAGGGAGAGGAGGAGACAGUGCUGUGGACCUGCCGGGGGACCCAGGGCAGCAUCUGGCACCGGGCAUGGGCAACACUGCAUGCCACGGGCCAAAAGCCAUACAGGGUUGGCCUUGAGGUGCUGCGGGAUGGGUUCCUGGGGGAUGUGGGGCUGGACGACCUGGCGCUGACAGCGGGGCCCUGUGGGGCCGAGCUCUCCUGCUCCUUUGAGGCAGAGGGCUGUGGACUGGCCGCCAGCGGGCAGGGCACCUGGCAGCGACAGAGCAACGGCACUGGCACCACCGCCGGCCCCGCAGCUGAUCACACCACCGGCACCGCUGCAGGUCAUUACAUGGUGGUGAGCACGGGCAGGGACUCCCUGCCUGCGGGGCACAGGGCUGUCCUCACCUCCCAGCCCUACCAGCCCUCUGUGCCCUGACAGUGCCUGGCCUUCUGGUACCAGCUGAGCGUCAGGACCCCAGGCUCCCUUGGGGUGUUUGUGGAGCAGAGCGGGGUGCGGAGGAAGGUGCUGAGUGUGAGCACCAUGGAGGGGAGCGGCUGGCACCGCGGCCACAGCACCGUCCAGCCUGAUGGCGACUGGCAGGUGGUGUUCGAGGCAGUGGGAAGCUGGGGUGACCAUGGGUACAUUGCGCUGGACGACCUGCACGUGUCGGAUGGAGCCUGCCCUGAGCCAGCAUCCUGUGACUUCGAGCAGGAUAUGUGCGGCUGGAGCAGCCCCUCGGACCCCCACCUGCACAGCUUUGCCUGGGGCUGGAAGAGCGGGGUCCCUCUAGCCAAGUACCCCGGCCCUGAGCAGGAUCACACCCUGGGCACAAGAAAUGGUCACUAUGUGCACUUCGACACCAGUGUGCUGGGUGCAGGGGGCACCAGUGCCCUGCUGGAGAGCCAGCCCCUGCCUGCUGUCACCGACUCCUGCCUGCGGUUCUGGUACCACAUGGACAUCCCAGAGCACCUCUGUGCCUGUGUCCCCCCCCUUGCAGCCAGUGGGGAGCUGCGGGUGAUGCUGCACAGCACAGCAGGGCAGCGCAUGGUGUGGAGCGUGGAGGGACACCACAGCCGGGGCUGGCAGGGCAGCAUGGUGCCUGUGCAGAGCCCAGCGAAUCAUCUUGAGAUCACCACACAGAGGUGGCCAUUGGAGGGGACAGUGGCACUGGAUGAUAUUGUGUACAGUGCUGGGGUGGGCUGCCAUUCUAGCCCGGAGGAGCCAGUGGAAGGUGCGAGGGGGAGGCGAAAACCCUCAGGCAGCUUCGUGGCAGAGGUGGUGCUGGGUCUGCUCCUGGCCCUCGUCAUUGUUACGGUGGCUACUGGGGGCUGGUACUGGCUGAAGCAGCAAAGGCUGGCAAGCAGGACACCAGCGGAGAGUGACACUCCCCAGGGCUUGACAACAUUACCUUUCGAGAUGACAAGGUCAUUAUAUCCUCCAGUGCCAAGGGAGGGGGAUGAGGCUUGAAAUUAUCAGCCAGCAGCAGAAAUUGCCCACUCCCACCAGGCAGACCAUUCCUCAGCCAGACCCCACACUCCAGCAGCCGCCAGCUCUCUGCCCCCAGCACCAGGGAGCUGCCGUGGCCCACAGAGACACACUGCUGCCACUACCUCCAAGUGCUCGGGAAAAGCAUUUUUGUGUUUGUAACAUGAUCUUCCAAGACACAACAACGUGCCUGUGCUUUGGCAGGUGCCAGCAGCAGGAGUUCUUCCAGCGACCGUCCUUGUCCGAGCAGGGGUGAAGUGUAGGGCCCUGGUCCCAGAGCUGGGAAGAGCAGCAGGUGCUGCGCGGGGCAUGAGCCACUUUCCACACCCAGGAUGAAGCACAAGAGCUCCCAUGGCAGAGCCCCCAUGGGGAGGAAGCCCAGUAUUUCUGCUGGUUUUGGGGAGGGGGGCUCUGAGGAGGGCGAGCAGGAGGAUCAGAGCGGGGGGCACCAUGCAGCACCCCCAAGGGCAGCAUGCAGCCCCGACUCCAGUGUACAGGUGCCCACCUCCUGCCCACACACCUUGCAAGGACUCUUAACAUUUUGCCUUUAAAUGUCACUGGAAAACCCAAAAAGUUCCUGAGGCACAGGCUGGGCUCAGGGUCUGGGCCCCCACCCUGCACUAGAUCCCACCAGCCUGGGACCUCUCCCUCCCGCCAGCUCUCACACCUUAUCACUGUGAGCUCUGAAGCAGCCCGAGGCCAAACCUGCCCCCCACACACAACCUGACUCAGCUGCUGCACAACAAGCAGCCCACCAGGGUCCUGCCCCCACCAGCCCCCCAUGCCUGGCCAGAGGACACUAGAGCAUCCUGCUUUCCAGGGUGUCACCAUAGCCUGUUUCCCUGUCACCCAGCUGUGUCCCCCUUAAGUGAUGCCUCAGAGCACCAUCCCACAGCCCUGUCCUGCCUGCAGGAAUGAGCCCCCAGCAGAGCUGGGUAAGGAGGGCUCAGACACCCAU
Molecule: messenger RNA, 4810 nt
Organism: Chiroxiphia lanceolata (lance-tailed manakin)
Lineage: Eukaryota; Metazoa; Chordata; Aves; Passeriformes; Pipridae
Gene: MAMDC4
Product: MAM domain containing 4
Cellular component (GO): membrane
Molecular function (GO): protein binding
Source: RefSeq, a predicted model, not a curated record